CCGUUCUACUAUUUUUAAAAAACAAAAAAAAAGAAAAAAAGAAAAAGAAAAAGCCCCUGUUCAAAUAUUACAAGGAUUGAAUUGGAAGGUGUGAAAGUGGGAAAUGCCAAACCUGAACCUAUCUCUUCCAUCUUCUCUCAACACACCACAAACCCAUCAUCAUCUUCUUCACAACCCUUCCUUAUCAUCAUCAAAUGCUCACAACUUCAACCACAGUUUCACCUUCCCACAGCUCCACAAAGCCAUCAAUGAACUCACCACCACCCCUCACAACCCCACCUCCUCCCUUCUCCUCCUCAAAGCCUGCAUCAGGUCCAGCAACUUCACCCUCGGAAAACUCCUCCACCGCAAGCUCACCGAGUCACAACUCAACCUCGACUCGCUCCUUCUCAACUCACUCAUCAGCCUCUACUCAAAAUGCGGCGACAUCACCACCGCGCGCUCCAUUUUCCAAACCAUGGGCAGCAAGCGAGACCUGGUUUCUUGGUGUUCCAUGAUGUCCUGUUUCGCCAACAACAGCAUGGAACAUGAAGCUCUUGUCACGUUUCUCGACAUGCUCGAACAUGGGUUUUACCCGAAUGAGUAUUGCUUUACGGCGGCGUUGAGAGCUUGUUCGAAUUCCCUGUAUUUUUCUGUGGGGCGUGUUGUAUUUGGGUCUGUGUUGAAGACUGGGUAUUUUGAUUCUCAUGUUUCUGUUGGGUGUGAAUUGAUUGAUAUGUUUGUGAAGGGUUGCGGCGACAUUGAAUCUGCACAUAGAGUGUUUGAGAAAAUGCAGGAGAGAAAUGUGGUUACUUGGAACUUGAUGAUGACUAGGUUUGCACAAAUGGGUUACCCUGAGGAUUCAAUUGAUUUGUUCUUCAGGAUGUUGCUAAGUGGGUAUACACCUGAUAGGUUUACUCUAACUAGUGCGUUGACUGCUUGUGCUGAGUUGGAAUUGUUAUCAGUUGGGAAGCAAUUGCAUUCUUGGGUUAUCAGGUCUGGGUUGGCUUUGGAUUUGUGUGUGGGUUGUAGUUUGGUGGACAUGUAUGCAAAAUGUGCAGUGGACGGAUCAUUAGUAGAUUCUAGGAGGGUUUUUAAUAGCAUGCCAGAGCAUAAUGUCGUGUCUUGGACUGCACUCAUCGCCGGAUACGUGCGAGGUAGUGGACAAGAACAGGAAGCUAUGAGAUUGUUCUGUGACAUGCUUCAGGGUAAUGUUGCACCGAAUGGUUUCACAUUCUCCAGCGUCCUCAAGGCUUGUGCGAAUCUCCCGGAUUUCGGCUUUGGCGAACAACUUCACAGCCAAACUAUCAAACUAGGCCUUUCUGCUGUUAAUUGUGUAGCGAAUUCUCUUAUUAACAUGUAUGCAAGAUCUGGAAGAUUGGAAUGUGCUCGCAAAUGUUUUGAUCUAUUGUUUGAGAAGAGUUUGGUUUCGUGUGAAACGAUUGUUGAUGUGAUUGUGAGAGAUUUGAAUUCUGAUGAAACCCUGAACCAUGAAACUGAACACACCACUGGUAUUGGAGCUUGUUCGUUUACUUAUGCAUGCCUCUUAAGUGGUGCUGCUUGUAUCGGCACAAUUGGUAAGGGUGAACAGAUCCAUGCCCUAGUAGUGAAGUCUGGGUUUGAGACCAACCUAUCCAUUAAUAAUGCCCUGAUCUCUAUGUAUUCCAAGUGUGGAAACAAGGAAGCUGCUUUACAGGUCUUCAAUGACAUGGGGGAUCGCAAUGUAAUAACUUGGACCUCUAUUAUAAGUGGUUUUGCAAAACAUGGAUAUGCUACAAAAGCAUUAGAGUUAUUCUAUGAAAUGCUUGAAACAGGUGUAAAGCCUAAUGAUGUCACAUAUAUUGCAGUUUUGUCAGCCUGUAGUCAUGUUGGUUUGAUCGAUGAGGGAUGGAAGCACUUCAAUUCCAUGCGUCAUUGCCAUGGCGUUGUUCCAAGGAUGGAGCAUUAUGCAUGUAUGGUUGAUGUACUUGGUCGGUCUGGAUUGCUUUCAGAAGCCAUUGAAUUUAUUAACUCAAUGCCUCUCGACGCUGAUGCAAUGGUGUGGCGGUCAUUACUCGGUUCUUGUCGAGUUCAUGGUAACACCGAGCUAGGGGAGCAUGCUGCAAAAAUGAUUCUUGAGCGGGAACCUCAUGAUCCAGCUACCUAUAUAUUAUUGUCAAACUUAUAUGCAACAGAAGAACGGUGGGAUGAUGUGGCAGCCAUUAGAAAAACCAUGAAACAGAAAAAGAUAAUAAAAGAAGCUGGUUAUAGCUGGAUUGAAGUUGAAAACCAGGUGCACAAAUUCCAUGUAGGGGAUACAUCACACCCUCAAGCUCAAAAAAUAUAUGACGAACUCGAUGAAUUGGCUUCAAAAAUAAAGAAAUUGGGUUAUGUCCCAAAUACAGAUUUUGUUCUUCAUGAUGUGGAGGAUGAACAGAAGGAACAAUAUCUAUUUCAACACAGUGAGAAAAUUGCAGUGGCAUUUGCUCUUAUUAGUAUCCCCAACCCAAAACCGAUAAGGAUAUUUAAGAAUCUUCGGGUUUGUGGGGACUGCCAUACAGCAAUAAAGUAUAUAUCGAAGGUCACCGGAAGAGUGAUUGUGGUGAGAGAUGCAAAUCGGUUUCAUCAUAUCAAGGAUGGGACAUGCUCUUGCAAUGAUUAUUGGUAAUCCAUUGAAGUUUAGACUUCUAAGCCCCAGUUACUGUAAAUUUUGAUGAGCUAUUUCCUUUUGCAAGAGUUAGAUACAUUCUUUCUGCUCAGACUACAAAGGUUGUGAAGGUGGAAACUGUUGAAUAUUGAAGCUCUAUGCUGAUCUAUAUGCCUUUGUUCUCUUGUAUAGUUUUCCACGGAGGUUAUACCACUUAUUGUGCUCGAGUAGCAAUUUGAGUUGUACUAUUUGUAAAGCCUAGAGAAAGAAAGUGUAUGUAUGUUAAUAUAUAUGUUUCAUAAAAGUGAUUCAGACUGGGCCUCAAAUUUGUUUUUUCAUUUUUCAUUUAUUUACAUACUAAAUUAAAUUUUCACUUAUGCUCA
Molecule: messenger RNA, 2988 nt
Organism: Lotus japonicus
Lineage: Eukaryota; Viridiplantae; Streptophyta; Magnoliopsida; Fabales; Fabaceae
Product: pentatricopeptide repeat-containing protein At3g49170, chloroplastic
Exons: 1
Coding region: 104-2626 (840 amino acids)
Biological process (GO): RNA modification
Molecular function (GO): zinc ion binding; protein binding; RNA binding
Source: RefSeq, a predicted model, not a curated record